AACAAGUGAAUGGGCAAUGCAAGUUAUUAUUAUUAUUUUGUGAUGACGAGGAACCUCCCCAAGGCAAGGCCCUUUGGACUCACCCUUGCAAAGUAAAUCCUGGAUACCCUGCAAUCACUUGCAAACCACAGCUACCCGUGCAGGCUAAGGCACAUGUUCUGUGCAUAUACUUAUAAAUGAACCGUGCGAGUGCAAACAACUACAACUAGCGGAUAUCUUCAAGGCUACAGCGAUCUUUAUGAGCCUGCGAUCAUUAGGAAGGCAAACUAGCUAAGGGUUCUGUUUGAAAAUUAUGCUGUUUUUUCUUUUUCUUUUGAGAACCCUCUCCUUUGGGAAGCAAGGGUUGCAUAUGAGGAAACGUGCCAAGAUCCUGAAAGUAUUUAGGUCCAAAUUCUUACGAAUGUGUGCCACAAGAAUCAUUCUUCUAGUUGGUAGUCCCCGUGACAGUGCAAUUACCGUGUCUUGAUGAUUGUUCACAAUGCUGACAGAUUUUUAUUCCUUAAGGAAGGAUGUUGAAAAUACUUCAAAACGUGUUGAAGAAAUCAGGGCCUCUGCUGGUCUAAAGCAGUUGGAAGAAGAUCUUGCAGAUUUGGAGAGGGCAGCAGCAGACAGCUCCUUCUGGGAUGACCGUAUUAGAGCCCAACAAACCCUUCUGUCUCUCAAUGAUGUCAAAGAUAAAAUAAAGCUUCUGACUGAGUUCGAAAACCAGAUUGAAGAUGCAGAAACAAUAGUUAAGCUUACUGAGGAGAUGGAGAGUGUUGAUGGUGCUCUUUUUGAAGAGGCUGCCAAUAUCGUAGGAGAAUUGAACAAGGCAUUGGAUCGGUAUGAGUUGACUCAACUGCUUUCUGGUCCCUAUGACAAAGAAGGUGCCGUAAUCUAUAUCACAGCUGGUGCUGGGGGUACUGAUGCACAGGAUUGGGCUGACAUGCUUCUCAGAAUGUAUGUGAGAUGGGGAGAGAAGCAGCGAUACAAAACAAAAGUGGUUGAGAAGUCCUUGGGAGAAGAAGCUGGGAUUAAGUCAGCAACUAUUGAAAUUGAAGGUAGAUAUGCCUAUGGGUAUAUAUCAGGAGAGAAAGGAACACACCGCAUUGUGCGACAAUCUCCUUUCAAUUCCAAAGGUCUACGGCAGACAAGCUUUUCUGGUGUUGAAGUCAUGCCUCUUCUUCCUGAUGAGUCGCUUGAUGUUGAAAUACCAGAAGAAGAACUGGAAAUCAGUUUUUCAAGGGCAGGUGGGAAGGGAGGGCAGAAUGUGAAUAAGGUUGAAACUGCUGUCCGAAUUACCCAUAUCCCCACUGGCGUUACUCUUCGCUGCACAGAAGAGAGAUCCCAACUAGCAAACAAGAUCAAGGCUCUAAGCCGGUUGAAAGCAAAACUGUUGGUGAUUGCAGAGGAGCAACGGGCAUCUGAAAUCAAGCAAAUCAGGGGAGACGUGGUGAAAGCUGAGUGGGGACAGCAAAUAAGAAACUAUGUUUUUCAUCCAUACAAACUUGUUAAAGAUGUAAGAACUGGAUUCGAGACAUCAGACAUUGUUUCUGUGAUGGAUGGUGAUUUGGAUCCCUUCAUCAAGACUUAUCUCAAAUACAAAUACAAGGAAGCCAUGUCCGCCAUUGGGAAGGAUAGAGAUAAAAUGACAACUAACACAUGAUGAAGUUCUCUCUGUAUGUAGUAUUCUAACAUAAUUCUAUAGUUCUCCUUUUCCCUUCAAUGGAAAGAAAAUUUUGUAUAUAUAUUUUUUAAUCUUGGUAUCAAGUACUCAUAACUGCUGGAGAGAUCUGCCCAUUAUGUCA
Camellia sinensis is the source of this 1787-nucleotide messenger RNA. The record is from RefSeq and is a predicted model, not a curated record. NCBI's taxonomy places the organism in Eukaryota, Viridiplantae, Streptophyta, Magnoliopsida, Ericales, Theaceae.